AUUUGAACACGUACUCUUUCUUCCAGUGCUCCCCGUUGUAAAGUUUCUUAUCUCUAUGGAGAUCAAUUUCGCAGUGCACGCAUAAACUACUUCACACAACGUUUAAACCAAGGCUCAAACAUAUCGAUUACAGCAAAAACUACAAUAAAACGUAUAUUCAGCUGACUUUGUCAUUAUGGGUUUGGAAGAAUAAUUUACAAAGUUUAGGCAAGUUUCACACAUAAUUUUCGCACAGAUAAAACGUUUUAAACGUUUUCGUAUCUGACGGCAAAGUUUGUGUGUCAUUAAAUGUUUCACUUGUUUUAGCGUGACUAAGCAAACUAAACCUGUAUCCAGGCACACUCUGAUCAUUUUGGAGGUUUGGCAGCAGCCUGGCUGCUGUCAAAUUUCAGUCCGCAAUCCUCAGUAAUGUAGUAGCUUUCCUUAAAGAGAUAAACAAACAAAUCUAAAUCUGACAGAUCUGACAAUCAUCAAUCUUACGGUUAACGUUCUGAGUAUCUGAAUGCACUGUCAAAAGUCACAAAAGUCGACGUGACUAUAAACAAAAACAAACUGGCAAUAUAGCUUUUUUUUUGCUGUGCCAUCCAUCCCCGCUCAUUGUGCCCACCAGCAAGUGAGCAAAAAGAACGAAGAAGAAGAAGAAGAAGAAAACGAUCAAAACACAUGCUAAAACGGCAAAAUCCCGCACCGGACCGACCGCAAGUGUAUCCGCACCAUUAACGAUCGCUCCGCGAUUAUCAAAACAAUAAUUUCUGUUGAAACGUUAAAAUGUUCCGCAGCGGCGGUCACGGUCUGCGCCAACUUCGCCUUCACAACCGAAUACUCUUUUCAACCAAGAGUGCCCAUAAAGGCGAGGUAAAAUAUACCGAUACGAUCAAUCUGCCGAAAAGCAAGUUCCCCGCUCGACUGAGCACCGAAAAACGAUCCGAACUUCAGGAACGUUUACGAAAGACAUGUUUCAGCGAAUUAUACGCCUGGCAGCGGGAGAACCUUCCAGCUGAGAAGGAAUUCGUGCUUCACGAUGGUCCCCCCUAUGCCAACGGAGACCUGCACAUGGGCCACGCCGUCAACAAGAUACUGAAGGAUUUGAUUUUAAGGCAUAACAUUGUGACCGGUACAAGGGUUCAUUAUGUCCCCGGUUGGGACUGCCACGGAUUACCGAUCGAACUGAAAGCGUUGGAAGCCUAUGGAAAGAAGGAGAGGAAGAAAGGUGGGCCGCAGCAACCUCUGAAUCCUCUGAAGGUACGUGAGUUGGCCCGUAAAUUUGCACUGGACACCAUCGCGAAGCAGAGGACGGAGUUUGAGCAGUGGGGUGUGACGGCGGAUUGGAGCAGUGAGAAUUCCUGGUACCGGACGCUAGAUGUUGGUUAUAUUUCGGCUCAGUUGCGGUUGUUUAGGGAGCUUUAUGACAAUGGAUUGAUUUACCGGGACGUAAAACCGGUUUACUGGUCUCCUUCGUCGCGGUCGGCCUUAGCUGAGGCAGAGCUGGAAUACGAUGAGGCGCAUCAGAGUCCGUCGUUGUAUUUGAAGAUGCAACUGUGUGCAGGAGCUGAAUGUCCGGAGAUUGUGAAAAGGUUAUCUUCCGGGGAACGGAUAUCAGCGAUCAUUUGGACAACGACUCCUUGGACACUGCCGGCGAAUCAAGCGAUUUGUUACAAUCCAAGCUUAGAGUACAGCUUGGUAAGAUCUGCAACCAGUCGAGAACUUUUACUGGUUGGUUCCGAUUUGAUUUCCUACGUAUCGGAACAGAUUCAAACAGAUCUAGUAAAAGUGGCCACAGUGCCUGGCUCCAUGCUUCAAUCUCUUAUGUAUCGACACCCCAUAACUGAUGAAGAAUUGCCAUUUCUUGCAGGCGAUCACGUCAAGUCGGAAAAGGGUACCGGUUUGGUUCACACAGCACCAGCGCACGGUCCGGAUGAUUUUCUGGUUUUCCUGGACCGAAAAAUCCCCGUUAGGUCCCUCAUCGAUGAAGCGGGCUGCUACAACCAGCAAGCACCGGAUUUUCUACGAGGGAAGUUUGCCCUGACGGAUGGCAACCGGUUGAUCUUGGAACGACUCCAGGAUGACACGUUGGCCUGUGGAAUUAUCGAACAUUCUUACCCGAUCGAUUGGCGUACGAAGCAGCCGGUGAUGCUGCGGGCCAGCGAUCAAUGGUUCAUCGCUACGGAUCAGUUGAAGGAAUCGGCGCUGAAGGCAGUCGAGCAAGUUGACAUCUAUCCGCACGCUUCGGCGGAUGUAAGCAAGAAGGUGCUUCGUGGUCAGCUCCAAAAGCGGCCAUAUUGGUGCAUAUCGAGGCAGCGAGCGUGGGGUGUUCCAAUUCCAGUAGUUUAUCGAAAAUCGUCAAUGGAACCGGUCGUUCAUUUGGAGAUAGUAGAAAAUUUGUGCAACAUGUUGGAAAAAACUGGAAAUAUGGAUUUCUGGUGGAGCGCUGAUGUGGCUGAACUCGUUCCGCAGCGAGUAUUGAGUGAGCUCCAACUAACUCAUCAGGAUCUAGUCAAAGGUACCGACAUCUUAGACAUUUGGUUUGACUCCGGAGUUUCCUGGCUGAGCGUUCUGGGAAGGGAUCGAAAGGCCGAUCUCUACCUGGAAGGACUGGAUCAGUUCACCGGGUGGUUCCAGUCCUCACUAUUGACCAGCGUGGCGGCCAGGGACGAAAGCCCUUACCGGGCGGUGUUUGUUCACGGUUUUGCCGUAGACGAAAACGGAAUGAAAAUGUCCAAGUCACUGGGUAACAUCAUUUCUCCAAAAGAUAUCACGAAGCAGUAUGGGUGCGAUGCCCUGCGUUGGUGGGUGGCCGCUCAUGCCAUCCAGAACGUGUCCAUUCCCGUGAGUCACAAACUGUUGGGCUCUUCCGCUGACAAUCUGCAAAAGAUACGAGGCAUUAUGAAAUACUUGUUGGGAGCUAGUGCCGGUGCGGUAGAUAAAAGCCGGAAUUCGUCCGACUUGUCACACGUAGAUCAGUACUUCCUGCAACAGCUUCAGCAAUUCCAUGACUCGGUGUUCAACUUCUACAACUCCUAUCAAUAUAAUAAAUCUUCCGCCGCCAUUGUUACUUUCUGCGUAUCAACCCUUUCUGGAUUCUACGUACACCUAAUCAAGGAUCGAUUAUACUGCGGCUCUGAUGAACAGCAUCGAAAUCUUCAAGAGAUAUUGGCACUAACUUUGAAUGUGCUCUGCAAAGUACUUUGGCCCAUAGCUCCUUUCCUCGUCGAGGAAAGUUGGUCUUACAGAGCCAACGAGCCUUUCUUCAAAUCCUGCCACCGUUUGAACACUACCAGCCCGCUGGCCACCAACGUGACGCCCAUCAUCGAACAGGCUCUCGAUCUGAAGCGGCACGUGUUCCAGCAGCAUCAACUGGACGUCAAUCCGUGGCUCCUGACAGUUGAAGCCACCGUUUCACGAAACGAGCUUCAGCUAUUGCGGCAACUUCACCCGAAUCUGAAUGAACCCCAGGUGGACUCCGAGCUAUGCGAAAUUCUCCAGGUUGGUUCGUUGACAUUGCGGGAGGCAGAGGAUACCGUAGAGCGGUCGAUACGACUGGACAAGAUGGACCAUCAUCUGUGUCCACGGUGUAGACGAUUUGCUCUAUCUGCCACAGGGUCACAUGUCUGCCAGCGAUGUGAACAAGUACUGAAAACUAAGGCUGUAUGAGGUUUUUUCGAGUUGAAGGUUCAAAUGUAGUUGUUAUACAGAGUUUAAAAAUAUUUUGUUGCAUAUUCCACGAGGGGCAUACCAGUA
Aedes albopictus (Asian tiger mosquito) is the source of this 3738-nucleotide messenger RNA. It is a transcript of the gene IleRS-m, whose product is annotated as isoleucine--tRNA ligase, mitochondrial. The record is from RefSeq and is a predicted model, not a curated record. The transcript is spliced from 3 exons. Gene Ontology annotation, biological process: isoleucyl-tRNA aminoacylation; mitochondrial translation. Gene Ontology annotation, cellular component: mitochondrion. The coding region runs from base 769 to 3651 and encodes 960 amino acids. Lineage: Eukaryota; Metazoa; Arthropoda; Insecta; Diptera; Culicidae. Gene Ontology annotation, molecular function: ATP binding; isoleucine-tRNA ligase activity; tRNA binding.